AUGGGAAAUCUCGAACAAGCAUUUAAUGAUUCAAAUAAUUCUUUAAAUCUUAACCCAGCAAAAGGCAAAGAAGAAAAUGCAUUUAAUGACUUUCAGUCAUCAUUGAAAAUUGACCCAGAAAAUCUUGACCUUGAACUUGAUAUAAUAUCAGAAAGAAAAGAUCUAUCCAGAGUUCUAGCCUUUAUCGAAAAUAAAAUCGGGAACUGUGAGAAGGCAUUAGAGAAUUUGGAUAAGGCAAUAAAAUUUCUGCAGGAUAGUAUGACUAUGGUUCUACUUGUUGAACGUGCAUCUGUAUAUUUUUCAAUCAGCCGACUCGAGGGUGCAUUAAUGGAUUAA
Molecule: messenger RNA, 336 nt
Organism: Dentiscutata erythropus
Lineage: Eukaryota; Fungi; Glomeromycota; Glomeromycetes; Diversisporales; Gigasporaceae
Source: the annotation of a GenBank genome assembly